Fusarium oxysporum Fo47 is the source of this 585-nucleotide messenger RNA. RefSeq lists its product as uncharacterized. The coding region runs from base 1 to 585 and encodes 194 amino acids. The record is from RefSeq and is a predicted model, not a curated record. Lineage: Eukaryota; Fungi; Ascomycota; Sordariomycetes; Hypocreales; Nectriaceae. The transcript has 2 exons.
AUGUACGCAUUGGGUUAUGCUUUGUCGGACGUGCCGGGCGAUGUUAGUUUGCGGUACAACGCCACAUCAUUUGCAAACAAUAAAUUUGAUAGACCACAUGUACUCUCGCCUUUCGUUAUGCCUACUUUAUCGGCCGAUGCUUGGUAUCUCAUCUGUCAAAAGCUUCACUUACCAGAUCGCUUGAGAUUUUCCUCCACUCAUCGUUACGCAAGAGAAAUCCUGGGUAAUUACCAAACUCAAAGAACGCAGUAUUGGAAUUCUAUUUUUAAAAGCUAUGAAUGGGUAGAAGCUUUCAAAUUGCAGCACCUGACCCCUGUCCUCGUGUUCCCUGAAAAAGAGGGGUCUUAUAUCUAUCUGUUCAUGGUUAAGAGGAAGAAUGUCAUAAGUGAUAAAUGUCACGUUUCCCAAGAUGAUGAUGACACCACUCCCGAGCAGCUCACGGAGGCUAGGAUCUCUCUUUUCAAGACGAUUAGGAAAUCUCUUCGCUCAUAUGCCCCUGGCGAGAAUCCCUGGGAGAUGCAAUUUGAAAACUUCACGCUGAAUAUGAGUAGCAUUCUGUUACCAGGUGCCCCCAACAGGUCUUAA